GUAGUUGAAACCAAAGGAAUGGGAUGAUUUCAUAAAACGAAACAAAACUAUUUUAGACUAGAUCUGAAGUUAAUCUGAAGCGAUCUAGCUGUAAACAAUGAACGAACGCGACCCUUCCUGUAAUCCUCUGGAUCCACUUAGAUCAAGAGAAUCUUUAGAUGAUUUAAAAUUAAAUGUGAUGCUUUAUUAUAGGGUGUGAAAGAAAUGGAGAUAAAGGAAGAAAAUGUUUUACAGCCAGCACCACAUUAUGGGACACAGGAUGAAUUUGAUAUUGUGCGAGCCACACAAUAUGGUGUCAUACAGAAAGUACAUGAACUUAUUGAAACAGGUUAUGACGUCAACCAAAUGGAUCAUGAGAAUGUCAGUUUGCUUCAUUGGGCUGCAAUAAACAAUCGCACUGAAAUUGUUAACUAUUUUAUAUCAAAAGGUGCUAUAGUGGACAGAUUUGGUGGACACCUUGAUUCUACACCACUACAUUGGGCUACUAGGCAAGGUCAUCUUUCUAUGGUUGUACAGUUGAUGUCUUAUGGUGCUGAUCCCUCUUUAUUAGAUGGAGAAGGCUGUGCUUGCAUUCAUCUGGCCUCACAAUUUGGACACACUGCUAUUGUAGCUUACUUGAUAGCCAAGGGUCAAGAUGUGGACUUGCUAGAUAAAACAGGAAUGACUCCUCUGAUGUGGUCUGCAAACAGAGUUUUUGGUUAUGACCCAACAAGGUUAUUGCUUACAUUUGGGGCCUCUCUGACCAAGAAAGACAAGGCAUUUGGACAAACUGCUCUACACUGGGCAUGUGCCAGCGGCAAUCAUCUGGUGAUAAAAAUGUUACUGAACAAAGGGGCCAACAUUCAUGAACAAAAUUUAAAGGGACAGACGCCACUUGAUAUAGCUAUUGGACAAAGUGAUGCAGAACUAGUGAAAAAACUGAGACAAAUUCAAACACUAGCAGAAGCUUCAAAAAAAAAUAUUUUUGGAAAAUAUGCAUCAAAUAAGCAAUUCAGAAAGAAAGUUGCUUAUGUGUUUCCAUUUUUUGCACUCUUUAUAAUUGGUUUCAUUCCUGAGCUAUCUAUUCACUGGGGUCUUAAAGUUGCUGCAUCUAUUCCAUGCUUACUUCUUGCUAAUAUUAUUUUUCGGUCUUUCUUUGAUGACACAACAGCUCAUAUGCUGCCUAUUGCUUUGUAUCUAGCUACCAAAUUCUGGAUGUAUUUUACUUGGUUCUUUUAUUUAUUACCUUAUGUACAAGGGAGUAUUUGGUUUCAUGCAGCUUUUGCCAUUAUUUCUCUGCUUCUCACAUACAAUUUUUACAAAGCCUGGCGCACUGAUCCAGGAUACCUAAAAAGCAACAGAGAAGAUAAAAUCAAGACUAUUCUUGAGCUUGCAGAAUUCCAAGUACUGAGGCUAGAUCAGUUUUGUAGUACAUGUCUGAUAAGGAAGCCUUUGAGAUCAAAGCAUUGCUCUGUGUGCAAUAAAUGUGUUGCCAAGUUUGACCAUCACUGUCCUUGGGUGGACAACUGUGUGGGAGCCAAUAAUCACCGCUAUUUUAUAGGCUACCUAUUUUUUCUGAUGAUAAUGCUUGUAUUUGCUCUUUAUGGUAGCCUGAUAUUUUGGCAGACUGAAUGCACCAUACAAUUCUAUGAAGAUGGUAUCACUGGAGCUGUGUAUAAAAUAUUUAAAGCAUCUCCUUGGGUUGCAUGGAUUGCUGCUAACGUUAUUUUUCAUCUUGUCUGGGUUUCUACAUUGUUUGUGUGCCAGAUUUAUCAGAUAAUGUGGCUGGCAAUGACAACCAAUGAAAGAAUGAAUCAAAUGAGAUAUUGGGGGAUGCAUAAAGCUGCAGAAGCCACUGAUGAGAGCAGUGGACAAGAUCAUGGUCACAGCCAUGGUAACACACAGAAAAUUGUUAGCCCUUUUCAUCGUGGUGUUUGUAAAAACCUUGUGGAUUUGAUGAACUGGAAGUGCUGUGGAUUAUUACGCCCCUUACAAGUAGACUGGACCACCAAGUUUACUAUGGAAUCUCUUCCUAAAGGACAUGACAGCUACCAUUUUAUUUAGCAAUUUACCAAAAUUUAGCUUUAAAUUAUGUUAGUGAUUUUUUAAAAAUUACAUUUAAUUUAAUGUAGUUCUUAUUUUGGUAUAUUUAUAUAUAUAUAUAUAAAUAUAUAUAAAUUUUAUACUUUUCAUUUUUUAAAAAUUAUUUUCUAUUAAUUGUUGACUUGCUUUGACAUUGAAUAAAAGUGUCAGCUUUUGAAGGGCUGCAUUCUUUGAAUAAUUUACUUUGAUUGAUAGUUGUUUGGAAUGGUGGCAUCAUAUCUCAUUGUAAUAGCUAUACGAAUCCACAAAUGACAUUAUUUUAAUUCUGUACAUAAUUUAGACUACCUGUAUUUUAUGAUUGUAAUAUCAUUUUAUUAUUUAUUAAUUUUUGUUGACUUUAUGUACAUAAAUAUAUAUAUAUUUUAUUUUUUAAUUGUAUACUUUGAUUGGUGAUAAAGAGCAUCAGACCUAUGUAAAUAAUGUAAUAGUUAAUUAAGAACAACAAACGUAUCAGACAUAAUUUCAUAGAUCUUGAUUUGUUACCUAAAGAUUAAAUACACCAGAGCUUUAUGCUGGUCUAUCUUCAUCCUGGAUCUCUGCUGACUUGCUUUAUAAAGAUUCAUUUGCCAUAUUUAUAUCACUUCAAUAUUUAUCUCCCUAAACAAUGUAGGCUGAUGUAAUUUUCCCAUAAAGUACACCUUAUACACAGUAACAUCACACCAAGUUAAUAGUACAAGUUUUUACAAGAUUCACACAUUUUUUGAAAUACAGUAUUAACACACCAAGUUAAUAGUAUUAGUCUUUACAAGAUUUGCACAUUACUUUAUUACUACAGUAACAUCACACUAAUUGUAAUGGUACAUCUUCACAUUGUUUUUCUCUUUGUGUUUACUUUAAAAUCUGCAUGGUUUAUUUUGCUAGGCUUCACUGAAGUCAAAUUGAUACUUGGCAUUGUAUUUCUCUACUAGUUUGACCACUUGGUGUCUUGACAUUAUUACCUUAUUGCAUGGUGUCUUUCUCUUAGUUUAUUAGUGCUUACCACAUUAAAUUUAGUCAUGUAAAUGAACACUCAUUUUAAAAUCCUAUACUAAGUAGGAUGUAUGAAAAACUGCCAACUAAAAAAUGAAAAUAUAUCCGUGAAGAUGAUUGAGCUAUGACUGGCCUUAUUCUCUUUUAUAAUUGUCAUACAUUGUUUUGAUUUGUCACUGCAUUCAUCUCUCACUAAUUGUAAUCAUUCCAUUUAUUUUAGCUUAAUUCUAUUGUGUUUAACAUCCAUUGACUGAGGUGUAUGUCUGUCUUACAAUUAUAACUUUGUUUUGUAUUGAGUAGUAUAGAAAGUAUAUUAGUUUAGAGUAGAAUAAAAAUGGUUCAGUACAGUUCACUACAUUCGCUUAUAUACUUGUAUUAAGUUUGCAAACUACUUUUGAGCAAUUGAUAUUUGUGUUCUAAUGUUUAUUUUAUUGAGACAUGUUCUGGUUUAUGUUUCCAUGUAUUCAAUUGUUGUUGACUACUUACUUUCAACAUUUAAGUCCCCCAUAGCUUAGUUAUUGGGUCUUAUUAUAGGCCUUCAAGUAAAGAUAUUAGUACAAUUCUUUUAUGUUUCACUAUUCAAUGUAGUCUGUAAACACAAAACAUCUUGUAACCUUAACAGAAGGAUAAUAUUUUACAGAAAUGUGUUUACUGAUUGAAAUGAAGUAUACUGUCUGGUACUUAGUGUUAGAUCUGUCAAACAUGUUGGAUAUUUUUUUUUUUUUGUGCAUACCAGAUAUGUGUAUGCAGAAAUUGUGUACAGUUAAAAACAAAUUCACUAAAAUUUUUAGAGCUUUGAAUCAUUUGAAAAUUAAUACUCCUACUGGAAUGAAGUCUACUAUAGUGUUUAAACCUUUCUCAUGUGACUCCUCUCCAAUGUCAACUAUGUCAAGCUACUAAUGUAGGCCAAUUAAAAUAGAACAAAGA
This is a messenger RNA of Biomphalaria glabrata, 3978 nucleotides long. RefSeq names its product palmitoyltransferase ZDHHC17-like. Gene Ontology annotation, cellular component: Golgi membrane. Gene Ontology annotation, biological process: protein palmitoylation. Gene Ontology annotation, molecular function: protein binding; palmitoyltransferase activity. The coding region runs from base 205 to 2043 and encodes 612 amino acids. The record is from RefSeq and is a predicted model, not a curated record. NCBI's taxonomy places the organism in Eukaryota, Metazoa, Mollusca, Gastropoda, Planorbidae. The transcript is spliced from 15 exons.